CAACAAACAUGAGGUUCGCCGUCUUAGCACUCCUUGCAGGGUUGUGCGCCCUGGGCUCGUCCUACCCCCAGCAGCAACAAAUCAAUGACAAACAGUUUCUGGAGAGACAGCGAGAUGUUCUUCGUUUGUUCCGGUACGUCAACCAACCCAGCUACUUCAAGGAGUACGUCCAAGUAGGACAGAACUACAACAUCAGUGAGCACCAAAACGACUACACUAACCCUCAAGUGGCUCAGUACUACUACCAAAUCUACCAGUACGGGUUGCUUCCAAGGGGGCAGGUCUUUUCCAUUUUCUACCAAGAGCAGCUGCAGCAAGCCAUUGCUUUGUACCGACUCUUCUACGCCGCCAAAGACUACCAGACUUUCUACAAUACAGCAAUCUGGGCCCGUCAAAACGUUAACGAAGGUGUCUAUUUAUACGCACUUAGUGUCGCUAUAGUCCAUCGCCCGGACACCUACGGAAUCGUGCUUCCGCCAAUCUACGAAGUUUACCCGUACUACUUCUUCAACAACGAAGUUAUCCAACAAGCUUAUAGGUACAAGCAACAGUACUACCCACAGAGGCAGCAAAAUGAAGGACAAGGUAGCUACAAUGGUUACACCAUCAAUGCGAACUACUCCGGGUACUACUUGAAUCUGAACCCUGAACAAUCGUUGUCGUACUUCACCGAAGACGUAGGAAUUAAUUCCUUCUACUACUACUACAACAUCUACUACCCGUACUGGUUGGGUGGCCAAGACUUCGACUACUCACAUGAUCGCCGUGGCGAACUCUUCUACUACGUAUACCAACAGAUCUUAGCCCGGUACUACCUGGAACGCAUCUCCAAUGGUUUCGGCGAAAUCCCAUUCUACAACUGGGAAGUACCAUUCCAAACUGGGUACUACCCAUCGUUGCAGUACUCGAACGGUUUACCCUUCCCAGUCAGACCCAACUACGCCAACUUGUACGAGUACUUCUACAACUACGGUCAAAGAUAUGGUAGCAACAGAUACGCCUACAGUUACACAAGAGUACAAGAUUUCGAGAGAAGAAUUCGUGAUGCCAUUGAUAGAGGAUACGUCUACACGCCCGACGGCCAACAAGUCUACUUCAACACCCAAGAAGGCAUCAACAUCCUCGGAAACCUAAUCGAGUCCAACCCAGAUUCACCUAACUCUCAGUAUUACGGUGCCAUCCAAGUCUACGCCCGUCACCUCCUGGGGUACUCCUACCAACCCUUGAACCAGUACCAAGUGGCCCCGUCUGCUUUAGAACACUACGAAACCUCCCUCCGUGACCCAGCUUUCUACCAGUUCUACAAGAGAGUAGUUUUGUUCUUCCAGCUGUACCAAUCGAAUCUUACAUCUUACACCGAACAAGACUUAACCUACCAAGGGGUUGAGGUUACCAAUGUCCAGUUUGACCGUCUUGUCACCUUCUUCGACUACUUCUACUCCGAUCUUAGCAACGCUGUGUUCGUGACCCCUCAAGAGUACGACACUGACAAGGUCCAAGUGAGAGCUAGGCAGUACCGUCUCAACCACAAAGCUUUCACCUACAGAAUCUAUGUGAAUUCUAACCAAGAACAACAAGCUAGUGUGAGGGUGUACAUAGGGCCCAAGUAUGACGAAUAUGGUCGCUAUGUCAAUUUUACCCAGAAUAGACUGAAUUUUGUGCACUUUGACCACUUUAGAUAUAGUUUGCAGAAGGGCGAAAACGUGAUUGAACGCAAUUCGCGCCAGAGCUACUUCUACCAGAAUGAUAGAACUAGCUAUAGAGAGUUGUACCAGAGAGUACUGGGUGCUUUGGAGGGUAAUGGUGCCUUUACUGUCGAUUCAAACGAAGCCUAUUUUGGUUUCCCUAGAAGAUUCCUCUUGCCUAGAGGCAGCUAUGGUGGUACCGAGUACCAGUUCUACGUGAUCGUGAAUCCCUAUGUUCCGUAUCAACAAGGACAGCAGCAGCAACAUAGUCAAGGACAGAAGUUCUACUACCCAAGAGCUGGGUCUGGUGGCCUGUAUGUUGAUGGUUACCCAUUGGGUUAUCCGUUUGAUCGUCCCAUUAGGUUUGAUCAAGUUUACUACAACAUCCCCAAUUCCUACGUCUACAGUGCUAGGAUUUAUCAUAGAGAUGUUAGCGAUAUCAACUCUUCGAAUGCUUCAAACCAGUAAUUGAUAAGUUUGGUCAAUAUGCAAUACUAGUACUCGUAUAUGUCAAAGCAUGAAGUGAUUUUGUAUUUUAAGGUUAAAUAAAGUUGCAACAAUA
Molecule: messenger RNA, 2247 nt
Organism: Zophobas morio
Lineage: Eukaryota; Metazoa; Arthropoda; Insecta; Coleoptera; Tenebrionidae
Gene: HEX3
Product: hexamerin-like
Exons: 5
Coding region: 9-2153 (714 amino acids)
Source: RefSeq, a predicted model, not a curated record